GGCUGCGCAUGCGCCUGUCACUGCCGGGGUGUUUGUUCUUCGGGAGAAGCCGGCGCCAUGGCGGUUCUCUUGGAGACCACUCUGGGCGACGUGGUCAUUGACUUGUACACCGAAGAGCGUCCACGUGCUUGCUUGAAUUUUUUGAAGCUAUGCAAAAUAAAAUAUUACAACUAUUGCCUCAUACACAAUGUACAGAGGGAUUUUAUCAUACAAACAGGAGAUCCCACAGGGACUGGCCGUGGAGGAGAGUCUGUAUUUGGACAACUGUAUGGUGACCAAGCAAGCUUCUUCGAGGCAGAAAAAGUGCCCAGGAUUAAGCACAAGAAGAAAGGCACCGUGUCCAUGGUCAACAACGGCAGUGGUCAGCACGGCUCUCAGUUUCUUAUUACUACAGGAGAAAAUUUAGAUUACCUUGAUGGUGUUCAUACAGUGUUUGGUGAAGUGACAGAAGGCAUGGACAUAGUUAAGAAAAUCAACGAGACCUUUGUGGACAAGGACUUUGUUCCAUAUCAAGAUAUCAGGAUAAAUCAUACAGUGAUUUUAGAUGAUCCAUUUGAUGACCCUCCUGAUUUAUUAAUUCCUGAUCGAUCACCAGAACCUACAAAGGAACAAUUAGAUAGUGGUCGAAUAGGAGCAGAUGAAGAAAUUGAUGACUUCAAAGGAAGAUCAGCCGAAGAAGUAGAAGAAAUAAAGGCAGAAAAAGAGGCUAAAACUCAAGCUAUUCUCUUAGAGAUGGUGGGAGACUUACCUGAUGCAGAUAUUAAACCUCCAGAAAAUGUGCUGUUUGUGUGUAAAUUGAAUCCAGUGACCACAGAUGAGGACUUGGAGAUAAUAUUCUCAAGAUUUGGGCCAAUAAGAAGUUGUGAAGUUAUCCGGGAUUGGAAAACAGGAGAGUCCCUAUGUUAUGCUUUUAUUGAAUUUGAAAAGGAAGAAGACUGUGAGAAAGCAUUCUUCAAAAUGGAUAAUGUACUUAUAGAUGACAGGAGAAUACAUGUGGAUUUUAGCCAGUCUGUUGCAAAGGUUAAAUGGAAAGGAAAAGGUGGGAAAUAUACCAAGAGUGAUUUCAAGGAGUAUGAAAAGGAACAGGAUAAACCAGCCAAUUUGGUUCUGAAAGAAAAAGUAAAGCCCAAACAAGAUGCAAAAUAUGAUCUUAUACUAGAUGAGCAGGCAGAAGACUCAAAAUCAAGUCACGCACACACAAGUAAAAAACACAAAAAGAAAACACGUCACUGCUCCGAAGAAAAAGAAGAUGAAGACUACAUGCCAAUCAAAAACCCUAAUCAGGAUAUUUACAGGGAAAUGGGUUUUGGCCAUUAUGAAGACGAAGAAAGCUGUUGGGAGAAGCAGAAGAAUGAAAAGAGAGAGCGACGUCAGAACCGCAGUCGUAGCAGAUCUCGAGAAAGGGAUGGGCACUAUAGCCACAGCCACAAAUCCAAGUACCAGGCAGACCCUUAUGAGAGAGAAAGGGGCAGAAAGACGGACCGAAGCAGGAGCCCAAAGAAAUCCAGAGAUAAAGAAAAAUCCAAGUACAGAUGAGCAGAGAGGAGGCGGACUGAAUGGAGCAGGUCUGCUCCGGCCAGACGCACUCAGUUCCUGCCAGCACAGCCGACUCUGUUGUCGCCUUUCAGGUUACACUGACGGUGUGGGGCUCUGGAAGAGAGGGAGGCAUUUUGUGUAUACUUUUUAAUACAAAUUUUAUUGUUAUACAUACAUGGUAAUGUUCAUAUUUAACAUCUUUCAUAGUUUCGGUCUUUUAAAAAUGAAUCAUUUCAGGUCAUAAAUCCAUAAACUUGUAUAAAAGACAUAAAACUUAGAAAAUGGAAGUGUUUGUGUACCUGGCUGCACCGUAAGAGGUAAGAGAGUCACUCACUGAAAGUUCUAUAUGUCCCUUCUCCGUGCAGGACUUAUUCUGAGUUGUGUUUACCCUGUUGUUCAUUUUGUAUGUUUUUGAAUUUUAUACAAAAGGCACAGUGUAUGUUUCCUUUUGUGACUUUUUUUUUUAAGAAUCCACUUAUUUUUAUUGUUACAUAGUUGUGAAUGUAAUGCGGUUGAUCUGUUGAUGGACUUUUAGGUUGUUUGUUAGUUUUUGCUAUCUAAGGAAUGCCACUGUGAACAUUUCAACUGGGCGUGGCACUAUCUAGCCAUGUGGUUUGAGUUUUCAAUGCAUUUAUAGUUAUGGUUGCCAUAAUUUACCUGGUAUGUGAGUUUGUAUGGGGCAGGGGUAGCCAUGAGAGUAUCAGUCUACCAUACUGCUUGGAGCACAUUGGCUCCAUUAUUGUACAUAUUUUGACCACCAAUAGAAAAGGUGUAAUUACAUCAGGAGCAGCUAGCAUCUUUUCUGGGGAGAUGGCUCAGUUGGUUCAGUACUUCUUCACCAGCAUAGGACUGAGCUCAGAUCCUUACCACACACACAGCUGUACCAGUGCAUGGCAGUAAUCCAGCACUGGGAGACUGGGGCGGGGAAGCUCCAGGCAGUGAGAGGCCUUUCCUCAGUGAGAGACUGAGGAAGACACUUGGCGCUCUCUCUCUCUCUCUCUCUCUCUCUCUCUCUCUCUCUCCCCCUCUCUCCCUUUCUCCCUCUCUCUCUCUCUUCCCUGCCUCUCCCCCCCCCCCCCAAUAAACAGCUAUCCUGCCUAUGGAACUGUAGGUGUUGCUCACAUAGCUGAAUCUAAAACAUGUUCUACAAGAAUAAGCACAAGACAAGCAGGAAGCAGUGAGGGGUCACCUCCUGUUGACAGCCGAGACUCCAUGUCAGAACUCUGGAGUAUUGAAAGGAGAAAAUUUAUGCACCAAGCAUUUCAAGGAAAACAUAUUCUUGAUUGCAAAUUAUAAGAAGCUGUUUUAUUCUUCCUAUGUAUUUGACAGUAAUUUCAUAUGCUUAUGGGGGUGUAAUAUGUUUGAUAUAUGUCGGUACUCUGGAACAAGUAAAUCCAUUUACAAACA
Molecule: messenger RNA, 2943 nt
Organism: Apodemus sylvaticus (European woodmouse)
Lineage: Eukaryota; Metazoa; Chordata; Mammalia; Rodentia; Muridae
Gene: Ppil4
Product: peptidylprolyl isomerase like 4
Exons: 13
Coding region: 58-1536 (492 amino acids)
Biological process (GO): protein peptidyl-prolyl isomerization
Cellular component (GO): nucleus
Molecular function (GO): peptidyl-prolyl cis-trans isomerase activity; RNA binding
Source: RefSeq, a predicted model, not a curated record